GCCUAGCACAUCAUUAGCCGAGAAUGAGUUGACAGACACAGUUGUAUGUCGUGGACAAAUAAUUAUUACAUCGUGGCUGCGUUUCUUUUUUUUUUUGUUAAGUACACUGAUUUUUGAUGAUGUUGAAAUUCAAACUCAAUUACCAUCUAAAGCUUGCAUUUUGCGCCUGUUUAAUGUCAUGCCACCCGUUCAUUGUCGGAUGUUCUUUCGUAUUCUCUUCUAUUCUUUUGUCCAAACUAAAAGAACCUACGUCUACGAUAAGAAUAAAUAUUGAAGAUUCCUCAUGGAUAGCGAGUAUACCAAUACUGGUAUGCCCUGUCGGUUUACUUAUAGUUGGAAUACUAACAGAUAAACUUGGCCGAAGAAAAGCUCUUCAAUUUGGUUAUACACCACUAAUUAUAAGUUGGCUGAUACUCGCAUAUGCCAAUUCUCUAAAAGCCAUUAUUAUCGGAAGAAUUAUUCUGGGAAUUGGACUUGGGUCCGGGACUUGCGUGUUCUUGUACUUGGCCGAGGUGUGCCCCUCCCAGCACCGGCCGCUGUACUUCUCGGUGGUCACCAUGUUCGUGGGCAUGGGCAUGAUGACCGAGUGCGUGCUGUCCAUGUUCUUCGACUGGCAGACCGUGUCGCUGAUACUGUUCGCGGUCAGCACCGUGAACUGCGCGUCCCUGUUCCUGGUGCCGGAGACGCCCAUGUGGCUCCGGAACCGCGGCCGCACCGGCGAAGCGGAAGAGGCCGAGGCGUGGCUGGGCAUCGAACCGGCCGCGGCCACCGUCCCGGCGCCGGACACCGCGCUGGCGGUCAACGGCGACGAUCGCCUGUGCGGCGCGGAAGAGGGCAGACCGGACAAGGCCGCGUACUGGACGCUGUUCGCCGGCCCCGCCGUCUGGAAACCGGCCCUGAUCACCACGCUGUUCUUCGUCUGCCAGCAGGGCAGCGGGUUCUACGUGCUGCUGUUCUACUCGGUGGACGUGCUGCGCGACUGCCGCGUCCAGUGGGACGGCGUCACCCUCACCGCGUUCCUGUCCCUGGCCCGCGUCAACGGCAGCGUCGUGUACUCCAUGUGCAGCAACGUCCGCCGGAAGACGCUGGUAGUAGUGUCCGGCGGCGGCAUGGGCCUGUCGCUGGCCACCAUCAUCGUUUACAUGCGCAUUUACAAGGACGAGGCCACGCCGCCCUACGGCUUCGUACUGAUCGUCGCGUUCAUCGCGUACGUGUUCUUCGCCCUGCUGGCCAUGCUCCCGUUGCCCUGGGCCAUUUGCGGAGAGGUGUUUCCGAUGGCCGUCAAAGGAGUAAUGGGCGGAAUCGUACAAGUGAUUGGAUACGAAUUAAUGUUUUUAGUCAUCAAAGUGUAUCCUGGGUGUGUGUCGACAUUCGGAGUGGAAUUUGUUUGGUCAGUUUUCACAAUAUUCUGUUUUGCAAGUGCAUUGUUCGGUGCGUUCAUAAUGCCAGAAACAAAAGGAAAAUCUCUCAACGAAAUAUUAUCGUCGUUCGAAUCCCGCGAAAAAUCGAUAAAAAAUAACUCGCCUUAAUAAUAUCGUAUACUGUAAUCAUAAUUAUUGUUUUUAUUUUUAUGAAACAUAAUACAGUAUUGCAAUUUCGUUUAUUGGAAUUUUAAGUAUAAUAUUCUUCAAUGUGCAUUGCGGUGCUAUAGUUUAUAUUGUAAUUUAUUUGAUGAUAGGUACCUCGUAGGUAUAGAUAAGAAUUAAAUGUGAUAUACUAAAAAAUCUGUUUGUGCGUAAUUUAUUUUACAUAUAAUAAUUAUUUACAGACCAGAAGGCCAGUCUAAAACUGCUGUCCGCUAAGUGCGAAUCGAAAACAUAAAAUGAGCAGGGGCAUAAACUCACAACUCGCCUUUGGCAGGGAUUGGAAUCAAAAAGUUCUAUACAAAAAAAAAUGAAUAAAAAAAUUUUAAGAAUUAUUUUUGCUUA
Myzus persicae (green peach aphid) is the source of this 1928-nucleotide messenger RNA. Its product is annotated as facilitated trehalose transporter Tret1-like. The transcript has 5 exons. Gene Ontology annotation, molecular function: transmembrane transporter activity. Gene Ontology annotation, biological process: transmembrane transport. The record is from RefSeq and is a predicted model, not a curated record. NCBI's taxonomy places the organism in Eukaryota, Metazoa, Arthropoda, Insecta, Hemiptera, Aphididae. Bases 117 to 1529 code for a protein of 470 amino acids. Gene Ontology annotation, cellular component: membrane.